CGGCGAGCGCCGUGAGUCGCCGCCCUCCGCGUCGCCGGCAUGCGUCGAUCUUCACGCAUUCAUUCACCAAAUCUACACCACGCGCCUCUCAGGUGCAGGCGGCGGCAUGCUGGGCGCUAGGCUCAAGUCAUGGAUGGAAGCGCAGCUGGGUCGGGCCAAGAAGCGUAAACAGAAGCAGGCGAGGCAGACCACACCACCUACUACGGGGCCUAUUGCCCCUCCUCACUUGUCGUCUCCCGAGAGCGCGUACAGCACCGGCUACUCCACAGACGGCACGUCACCUGGCGCUCCGCCCACUUCGCUCGCCGCUCCGCUCGUUGCUCCCCCGCCGCCACCCACGCCACCCACCACUCACUUAUACCAUGAACCCGCUAAGCGCCGCUCCAGCACAACGGGGCGUUAUUUCCCCCCAGAAGGGCUGGUGUCUCCCCCAGUAUGCGCGACACCGUCACCUCGCCCCCGCUGCCGUAUCCGCACUAACCCGUGGAUGGGUGCUACAUCUCCAAGAAAGAAGCCGCCACAUCUCUUGCACCAGCAGUCGUUGCAGAUACCCCAACAACCGAUGCUACACCACGCGCCUUAUUCCCUAGACUCGCAUAUUAAAUAUGGACCAAGGUCACCGCAUCUAUCGCCGCACAUAUCCCCACACCUAUCUCCACACAUGUCUCCCCACUAUUCCCCCCAUUUAUCCCCAGAGCCUUACCGCCAGCCGUACUACCGUGGGGCUUCCAGCGACGAAGAGUUCCGUGGUCUAAAACCACGUGGUCAAGAGACUGCAAUCUUGUCAGAUGCGGAUGUGGAUUCGGAUGGUGAUACUGGAUUGGAUGGUGGGGACGAAGAUGAAGCGGACAGCACCGCCUCACCCAGCAGACGGAGAGCGAGACGUCGGAGACCGCCCAGGCGGCCGCCGCCGCGAUCAGCAGGCGCGACUCCUCCCCGUAUGCGACGUCGUCACGCACCCUCCGCUCCGCCCGUCCGCGAGAGAGAUCCUCUCCUGGAAGCGGACAGGGAAGCGGAGAGGAAGUACCGGGAACUCAUCCGGGAAGCGGAGAAACUCCUCGUGACUGUGUCCCGGGCCCCCAUUGAACCCCCGCACAAUCCGAGAAUUGUCGAACUUAGAGCCACCGAGGUGGAGUGUCCUCGGCGUAGUCCAGAGCGCACUCACAUCACAAACUUCAUCCGGGCCAACUCCCCGGAAGCCCCUCGCCGUUCGUCCCCCGCACCCCGCCGAUCACCCCUUGCAGCCCCCCCGCCCCGCGUCACUCACCCGCCAUCGCCCACCGACCGGCCGCACUCCGAGCCGCCCAAGAGGAAGAUGUACGCAAGGGAAGAGGUAUUACAAACCUUAGAGGGCCUGCGUAAGAGUCUUCAACAACAGUCCGCCCUGUUGGCGGUACAAAGAACACGGCUAGACUCCCUAUAGUCAUUGUUAUUCCUUGCCAAAUUAGUCUAAUUUUUGUUUACAUAUCCACGUAGUUGCGUCACUUGCAUUUAGCGGGAAUAUUUUCAAGGUAUCAAAGUAAACGUUUCUGUCUUUUUUAUUGGAAAUCUUGAAUAUUUGACAAAUUCAUAGGUUUAUUUGAUUUAAUAUUUAACAUUUUAUUCACACGUGAGACACCUCCUUCGUGCUUAUAAAAAAUGGCAAAAACAAAACAAAAGAAGUCAAAGAAAUUUAAUCUUGGUGAAUGGAAAAUAUUAGUUUUGUGCAUAUGUUUACAUAGCCCAAACCUUAUUUAUUAUUGGUUCUGUGGGCUACAACGAGCUUAGAGUACGCCGAGAAUCGCGUUUGCGAUGUACAUAAUAAAAGUUUUACAUGAGAAGUCCUUCUGUCCUUGGUGUCCACCAAUUCGGCAGUGCUAAAGUGCCUUAGCUUCAAUGUGCCUGAUGGGUACGUCAGAAGGCGACAUCGUCUGCCAUUACCUCACGUGCCCACAGCUUGGACUAAUCUUCUGAAAAGGGCACAUAUGAUUUCCUGCUAUGUAGUAAUGUUAUAACAUUACUACAUAGCAGGAAAUCCAUUUUUUAUUGUCCAAAAGCUCUACUAUUUGUUAGACAUUUAUUAUUUUUUCAAAAUAACUCUUUAGCUUGUUUUUCCUAAUUAAUUUCUUAUGUUUGUUUUUUAUUUAGUGUGUAUUCUUUGUUCAUUUAGGGUCACCAGUUAGAAAAUGUGUUAUUACGUCUCAUUAGACAUGUUGGAUAUUAAUGUUCUUUCUUCUUAGUAGGACGCUAAUAAAUAAUUGUUUGUACAAAUUAGGAAAUUAUUCCCCAUUAUAUGGGUUAAAUUAUUUUUAAUUGUUUAUUAUUAAUUUUUUAAUAAAAUAUUUGUUGUUUUGUUAGACUUUGUUGUUGGUUCUGUCUUUGGCCAUCCACAGAGUGAGAUAAGAGAUUCACUUUUAAGUUAGUUUAUAUUUGCUACAAAAUUAUCAGUUGCAUGUUGCAUUCAAUUUACACACAUGUGGGACAUACGAAUAUUAAUUUAUUGUGACUUCAAUAACAUUCUGUCACUAAGUAUAAAUUAAUUCGAAAUGCAAUAACAAGAUAUAUUUAUCACCAAAUAACUUUUAUAAAAAAUAACGGCUUAGAUAAUAAUUUAUAAUAUUUGGGGACACAGAUUAUGUUUCGCUGUUAAAAUAUAAUGACAUAUUUAAUUAAAAAUAUUUCCAAAAGUGCGGAUAGCUUUUGAAUGUUAGUCCUUGUGGUCUUGCUCUGCUAUAAAAAUGUGAUAAAUUUUUCUCUCCGUAACAAAUGUGGAGAGGUGAUCCUACUUUAAGGAUACUCUUUUUAUAGAACAGGGGGCAAACGGGCAAGAGGCGUCAUCAGACUGAUGGUAGCCGCGGAUUGUAGGUAUCACUACAUAUAUUUCACUAUUUAAACGUGUUACCAUAUUUAGAUACCUUGAUUACCCUAAGUGCAAGUGUGGUUUUGUAGUUCUUCCAUACUUUCCUUGACAAAUCCCUCCAACUUUCUAGUCUAGUCUUCAUAUUUUUAAUCUUGUAAGCUCUUAUCGGCAAAUAUUACUUUUCCUUUUUGUUACUUAUCAUAUACAUAUAGUAUGUCGUAGCUCGAUCGUAGAAUUUAUCACUUUAUGUGGACAACGAUUUUAUGAUAUGGCAAUUCAUAAAAUUAUCAAAUUUACGAUCAAGGGCUUGAGACAUAAUCGACAAGCAUGACCCAGUAACGCUACAGGAAUUUGUAUGGGAAUGACAUUAGCUUACGCUUUGUCACGUGACUAAUUUUAUACAAAUUCGUUUGGUGGAUCACGCCUGUCGAAAGUUGAUUUUGUCUUAAGCCCCUGGCCACGACAUAGACAAAUAAAUUAUCAAUUAUUGGACAUGUUUAAUCUGUGUAAAGUUCCUAUGCCUAUUAUCUAUAUAAUAACGUGUGCAUUGAUGUGAUUCAUUGUAUUUAAUGGGUUUUUACCUAUAAAGGUUUAUUUGCCGAUAAAAGCGUGUAGUUUCUAGGAUUGUUAUCGUUUCGUAUAUAGGCGGAGCCAUCUUUAUUCUACUUGUAGCAUCAUUUUAUUGGUAGAUUGUAGAACUGUGAGCCUGAAAUCCAAGAAACGGGGUUUUUGCAAGAACAUACUUUAAAUUAAUAAAACAACAGCAUUCAUUAAAAAUAGCUUAUUUUACACCAUUACUAGUCUAUGCGGUGAUUUAUUGCCAGUAAAGAAUAGGCAUUUGUUGUGAGAUUUGGGUCCAUCUCAUCGAUGAUGAUGAUGUAGAAAUAAAUAUGGUUUGACAGCUGUUGGAUCUAAAUUUUGAUUGACGUUCUAGAUUACGCGCCUUAAAUUACCAAAUUAAUUUGUAAUGCUAUUUGGUAUCUAGGCAAAUGGUGAUGUCUUCCUUCCGUUUCUUGGUAUUUUCAAGGCCACUAUGAUAGACGUUGAUAGAUUAUAGUGAACUGUAUCCUAGACGUAGCUCUGACUAGCGGCGGACGCGGACCGGUGUAAGACUGCGUUAUCUAUACAAUAUGAUAAUAAUAUAUACAAGGAUAAUCGUUAUAUCGCGACCAUAGCAAGAUGUUUGGGUCAUAUUUUUGCAUAUUUAAAACAUAUACAAGCCUUUGCAACUUAAAGCAACAUACUAAUAACUCUUUUGAGUUUUUAAUAGGUACCAAAGAGCUUUUACGGUCAGCGGAGAUUUGCAAUAUUUAAAUUUAUUGUUCACACAUUUCAAGAUCACGCGCGCUGCUACCUUUAAUUAAAUUUUUUAAUACUUGUCAUGGGUGAACAUUAAAAUGUAAAAAGAAUGAGUCAGCGAAGUUUCUUUAGGUACCUGCACCCUUAGCACGAACAAUACAUUUCAUAAGUCUAAUACAAUGUUAACAAUAAAUGUGUGAAAAACUUGAGCAGCGCUUGGCGGGCGUUUUUGGAACUACCAAAGAAGCGCGAACAUACAUCGUUCGAAUUUUAAUAUAAACUAUAUUAUCAACUGUUUGGUAAUCAAUUUGUAUCAAGUUUCAGAUAUGAUCAACUGUCACUUACCAAAACUAUCGAAAAGUUUGUGCUAAGAGUACCUACCAUUUGUAAUCUGAAAUUAAUUUGCUUUUGAAUAUCCCAACAUCGCUCGCGUCAGGGGGUCUUAACGGCACCCCAUAUUUUGUUAGCGUAAUUUUGUGGAGACAUUGUGUAUGAAUAUUGGUCUUCAAGCCAAAUGUAAAUAUUUACUCACUUACUGUUUAUUGUAAGUAUAAAUAAGAUUUAUACGUUUAGUUGAAUUUUCAUUAAAUAUUAACAAUACA
Messenger RNA from Pieris napi, 4740 nucleotides. Its product is annotated as proline-rich extensin-like protein EPR1. The record is from RefSeq and is a predicted model, not a curated record. Lineage: Eukaryota; Metazoa; Arthropoda; Insecta; Lepidoptera; Pieridae. The transcript is spliced from 7 exons. The coding region runs from base 107 to 1423 and encodes 438 amino acids.